GACACCUUGAUUUUGUUCCACGUCGAGAACCCUAAUGCAUGGAAGAACCCAUUUGGCUCGUUUUUCAAGAGAAAUAAUAAUAAUAACAAUAAUAAUAGCCCAGCUUCGGCAGGGGAGGAGGUGGAUUUUCUUGAGGGAAUGCGCAAGCUAUGCAUGGCGGCACAGCCAAGGGUUAAUGUGUCGGCAGUUAAGGCAGAGAUGGGCGAGGGCAAGGAUAAGGCUGCCGUCAUUCUUGCGCACACCGUUGCCCACAAGGUUGAUCUCCUUAUUGUUGGCCAUAGGAGGAGUCUUUCUAAUGCAAUUUUAGGGUCUAAAAGAGGGGGAUCAAGAGGAUUAGACACAGCAGACAACCUUAUAUUAAACAGCAAAUGUACCUGUGUUGCAGUCCAGAGGAAGGGUCAAAAUGCAGGCUAUCUACUCAGCAGCAAAACCUAUAAAAACUUCUGGCUCUUGGCAUAA
Molecule: messenger RNA, 459 nt
Organism: Striga asiatica
Lineage: Eukaryota; Viridiplantae; Streptophyta; Magnoliopsida; Lamiales; Orobanchaceae
Source: the annotation of a GenBank genome assembly